AUAAUUUAAGUUUUUUAAUUUUUUUUUGUCCAGUAUAUGCGAUAUGGAAGAACUUCCCGAACUCGGUUUAUACUUAACCGACUUAAACCCACACGGAAUGAGCCGAGAAAUGGUUAUGGCAGGAUGGCAACACAACUCCAAAUUAGAAUUAAUGUUCGAUAAAGCGGAACAACGCGCUUUAGAACUCGAAGCAAACUACGAACUUUUAGACGAAUGGAAAUGUAAAGGGGACGAACUUUUAUACUCCAUGAUCCCGAAAACCGUCGCCGAUCGUCUUCGACACGGCGCCUCAUCUUUAAGCACUUGCGAAUCCUUCGAUGCCGUCACAAUUAUGUUUUGCGAACUUGUCGGAUUUAGUUCCGAAACGGUUCAAGAUGCGAUGGAUGUCGUUUCAUCGAUGAACGCGGUGUUUUCAUGUUUUGACGCUUUGAUGGAUAAAUUUCAUGUGUAUAAAGUCGAAACGGUUGGGCAAAUUUAUAUGGCGGUCUCUGGGGCUCCAGAAAAAACCAAAGAACACGCUAAGAACGUUUGCGAUUUUUCCUUGAGUUUGAUUAAGAACGUUAAAGAAUUGUUGAUGCCAAGCGGGGGUGGUGUCGAGGUUAAAAUUGGGAUUCAUUCAGGACCAAGCGUUGCCGGAGUUGUUGGUAUAAAAGUACCUAGAUAUUGCUUUUUUGGUGAUACGGUUAAUACAGCUUCAAGAAUGCAAUCUUCGAGUGUUCCUGGGAUGGUUCACAUUUCUCUUGGAACGAAAAUAUUACUCCCAGAGGACGACUACGUGAUUCAAAGUCGAGGGCUAAUCAUGUUAAAGGGAAAAGGAGACGUGGAAACUUUUUUUAUCUUCGAAAAGGAAGAAAAAAAUUAAAUCGUUUUCAAAAUAAUUUUAUAUUUAUUCAUGAAUACAAAAAUAAUAAGAUGUAUUUUGCACCAUUAGAUUUUAUAAGAUAGUACAAACCACACAAACGCAUUUUCCGUCUUUUUUAUCAUCAUCUGGGCUGGCGUUAAUCCCCAAAUGUUGAAUCGAAGUUGUUGAUUCAGUGUAAGGAGGUGGAGAUGAUCUUCUGUUGGAUCUCGAUGAUUUCUCGUCCAUUUUUAACCAAUUUUGUUUAAAAAUUUUAAAUUAAUUAACAAUUUAAAACUUAUUUUCUUGUAAACGUGACGAAAUGAACUGAUUUCGAGAUUUUAUUUUAGUUUUUAUUCUGUGUGGGUAUCUUAUCUUAACGUUUUUGGCGUUUUUAUCGUUGAUUAUUUAGAUAUUUGUAACGAAUUUAGAUAAUUUAAGAUGACUAAGAUGAAUAAAAAGUAAACAAGAU
Onthophagus taurus is the source of this 1310-nucleotide messenger RNA. Lineage: Eukaryota; Metazoa; Arthropoda; Insecta; Coleoptera; Scarabaeidae. The record is from RefSeq and is a predicted model, not a curated record.